Anneissia japonica is the source of this 3026-nucleotide messenger RNA. RefSeq lists its product as uncharacterized. Lineage: Eukaryota; Metazoa; Echinodermata; Crinoidea; Comatulida; Comatulidae. Gene Ontology annotation, cellular component: cytoplasm. The record is from RefSeq and is a predicted model, not a curated record. Gene Ontology annotation, molecular function: actin binding; protein tyrosine/serine/threonine phosphatase activity. Gene Ontology annotation, biological process: actin cytoskeleton organization; protein dephosphorylation; negative regulation of actin filament polymerization.
AUCAACUCUUCCGGAUUCUCCCAAAAUUGAGCGAAAUAAUGAUUGGGCAGCGCGGUGUGAAAAAGAGAGAGGUUGUGCCCGGUAUUUUUUAAGGAUUUUUGCUUGGGUAAUAAGUAUCAUAUUUGCGUGAAAAAUGUCUUUGGUAACAGUCCAGCGUUCUCCUACAAAUUCAAGCAAUAGCUCAACAAUUUCCGUCUCGGAUAAUGAUGAAGAUGAGGUAGACAAACGACAAAAGAAGAUAAGCCUAAGUGAAAGCUUCUUUGCAGUUAAAGGAGCAGCGCUUGUUCUUCCACAUAGCAUUGAAGUUCGGCUCAUCAAGAAGCAUCCAGUAAUUGGAGAAUUGCAGCAUCAUCUUCAGAGUAUGUUUAGUCUUCUACGUUCAAAGGAUUCCAUAAAAUUGGCUGUUCGUCUUGAGAGUUUUCAUGAAGGUCGCAUCCGGUACAUGGUUCUGGUAUCAGCCAGUGGUCGCCAAGAUACCGAGGAGAGUGUUAUAUUGGGUAUUGAUAUAGGGGAGAAUGGUGCCACCAUUGGUCUGGUGCAACCCAUUUUUACAACUACUCAUACUGAUUUGGAUGGUGAUGGAGGAUUUACUGUUAAAAAUCCAAAAAGUACACAUACAUACAAGCCAGUGUCUGUACAAGCUAUGUGGUCAGCAUUCCAAGCUUUGCACAGAGUCAGUCAAAUAGCCAUGUGCUAUAAUUAUAUCCCAGAUGGACUGAGCCAUUCUUGGACAGAUUAUUAUAAAAAUAACAUUAGGUCUAGCCAGUCUUGCAUCAACGAGUGGGAAUACAUAAAAGAUAUUAUUGUGGUCCGUACAGAUAGCCAUAUGAACUAUAGUUUUGUCCAAGAACUCUUUGCAGAUCAUGAUGUAUGUAGGCCAACAGAAAAGGACAUUUUGCAGAGGUUAAUCCGAGUGAAGUUACGAGAAGUAAUGUUGGAAGUUGACCUGGAGGAGACCACAAGUCGCCAGGUCCGGGAAAAACUCGAAGAUCGUAUGGACAAAGAUCUAAAGGAGUACAAAGGAUUUAUUGAUGAGCAAAUGCUGCUUAUUCUGGGACAAAUUGAUGCGCCUUCUCCCAUUUUUGAUUAUUUAUAUCUAGGUUCUGAAUGGAAUGCAUGCAACUAUGAUGAGUUAGGGGAUAAUGGAAUUGGAUACAUCCUGAAUAUUACAAAAGAAAUUGACAACUUUUUCCCUUCAAUGUAUAAAUACUAUAAUGUACGAGAAUACGAUGUAGAAACCACUUACCUACUCAAGUAUUGGGAUGACACCUACAAGUUUAUCAAAAAUGUCAAGGUGGCUGGUUCCAAAGUAUUGGUACAUUGCAAGAUGGGUGUCAGUAGGUCAGCAUCCACGGUCAUAGCUUACAUCAUGAAAGAGUACAAAUGGCCGCUGAAAAAAGCCUUUGAAUUUGUGAAACAGAAACGAAAAUGCAUUAGACCAAACUCAGCAUUUAUGAAUCAGCUAGUCGAGUACCAAGGAAUUCUAGAUGCAAGUAAUCAAAGACAUAGCCAACUCUGGCGAAGCAAGUCUGAGAGUUCACUUAGUGCCUGUAGCUCGGAAGCUCAUGACACCUCUGAGAAUUUUUCUAGCACAGAGGAGCUUCUUCUUACUCCUGAAGCAGCUGGACCACAUCGUUCCAAGUCUUGGUGUCAUAGAGAGGACUUUCAUAUACCGGAUUCCAGCUUUGAAGGUCGUCCCACAGCACCAGCAGAAGAAGUUAUCAGCUUUCAGGUGCCAACAUCAAAGUCUGAAAGUAACAGCAGCUCUGAAACUGUGUCACUGGAUGAAAACUGUAAAAACAUCGGAGAGACAACAACUGCUACAGGAGUGAACAGAUUAAGUGUGGGUGAGGUUGUCAAACAAAUUGAACAGAAAGGAAGCGAGUCUUCAAUAACACAAGCAUCAAAACGACCAAAUUCAUUAGGAGAUAUGCUGAUUGUGUCCACCGAAGAAAACAGUCCAUCUCAACCCACACCAGAUGUGUUCAGUCCGGAGGAACUUGCCAUCAGCAAAGUACCUAAUUGUAGUGAUGAUGUUACCAAUGGUGGUAGUACAGGGGAUGUGCAAUUGAAUGCCACAAAGACGUACAAGUUAGAAAGCAUUCCAUGGAAUCCAGGAACUGUUCUGAAACAAAAGCAGGAUAUAGAAGAAAGAUUGAAAGAUGAAGCAACCAAAGAAACAAGUCCUCAACUUGUGCGAUCAGAAAGAUUGAAAGGAAGUCAUCCAGGGUGUGAGGAAGUCGAGGAUGAUAACAAAAAACCAGACGAUGUAUGUAGUUUGACAGGAGAGGUCAAACGCAUGAGUAGUGAGCUAGAGAAAAUGCGAGUUGAAGAUGGAACUAGUAAAGAGUCCAACCAUGCAAUAAUAACACAGUCUUGUAACCAAGAUAAACAAACAGAAUGUAAGGCAGUUGAUCUAGAAGCACCUGACACUAAAAAUGCUACAUUAAAUCCCCAAACUUGUAUCUCUGGUAGCACAGAAAGAGGAGAUUAUCCUCCCUCAGGUAAGGUACUGUCACCUACCAUUUGUGGACUUGAACCAGGAAUCGUUAAAAAGAAGACAGAAGUUUUUUCUUCAAUAAUUUGUGGUCGUGAGGAUUCAGCUGUUGAAAAUAGGGUGAAGGAUGAAACAGAAGAAGAUGCAGAAAUUGCACCAUCUAAAUGCCAAAUAUGCGUAACAGAGAGUGAUAGCCUAGAUAAGGAAUCUGAUGGCAUUGAGAGUAAAGACCAGAAAGAAAAGGAAGACACUUCAGAGCAACGUUUAAGCAAAGUCAUUGGUACUGGAGAGAUUGUACCAUUGCCAGAGGGAACCGUCAAAAGACAGACCAAAGACUUUGAGCAGUUACUCAGUGAUGCUGAUAAAACUUUAUUGGAUCAAGCUGGAAGCAAAGACACUACUAAAAAAGGAACAGCUGAGAGUAAGCUCACCGCUAUUGAAGUAAGUGAGAUCCGAGAUCUUGGCAAGAUAAUGCUCUGUCGAGAACCUUCAGAAGAGGAUGCUGGUGCUCUUGGUGAAAGCAACAGUG